Messenger RNA from Magnolia sinica, 415 nucleotides. Its product is annotated as PX domain-containing protein EREL2-like. The record is from RefSeq and is a predicted model, not a curated record. NCBI's taxonomy places the organism in Eukaryota, Viridiplantae, Streptophyta, Magnoliopsida, Magnoliales, Magnoliaceae. The coding region runs from base 7 to 309 and encodes 100 amino acids. The transcript is spliced from 2 exons. Gene Ontology annotation, biological process: protein transport.
ACUCAAAUGCAGUGGGAUAUGGAAGAACUUCAUAGGAAGUAUUUGGAGAUGGAGUCGAAGCUCAAGUUCGAACAAGAUGAAAAGAUUCGUUCGGAGUUGGCAAAAGUGUCUGUCAUUCAUGAGAAGGAGCUGUUGCUGCAGGAAUUGGAUGUUGCAAGAGAACAACUUAAGAACCUGCAGAAACAUCAAGAAGAGCUUGAAAUGAAAUCAAAAGUGGAUAUUAAAUUUCUUGUCAAAGAAGUUAAAUUUCUUAGGAAAACUCAAACAGAGCUGAGGCAGGAGCUGAAUCAGUCUCUGAACUUAAAAUGAAUGAUUGUAUUUUGAUUGAAUGAAUGAAUAAUUAUGCACAGGUUUAUAAAUUGAUUAAAAAGAAUGAUUUAGCCUCAAUUGUUGAGAGCUGAGGUUAAAAAUUGAA